AGUCACCAAACACAAUGUUCGGGCCCCUCUCCUUCGUCAUCGCCCCUCAGCUUUCCGACAGAAACUCAUUGCUGAAAAAGCUGUAAGAUUCUGAUUGGGGAAAAAAUGGUCAUGUGGGUAUUUGGUUAUGGUUCUUUGAUAUGGAAAGCCGGCUUUAACUUCGAUGAACGCGUCGUCGGAUUCAUCAAAGACUAUCGCCGUGUCUUCUACCAAGGCAGUACUGACCAUAGAGGGACUCCUGAGUUUCCAGGAAGAACAGUCACAUUGGAACCUGCAGAGGGGGAAGUCUGUUGGGGAGCUGCCUACAAGAUCUCAAAGAAGGAAGAUCAAGAGAUUGCUUUAGAGCACUUAGAAGUGAGGGAGAAGCAGUAUGACAAGAAGGCUUAUCUUGAUUUCUUUACUGAGCCGACGGCUACGACUCCAGCUCUUUCAGGAGUAAUGGUAUACAUUGCCUCUCCAGAUAAAAAGCUUAAUGUGAACUAUUUGGGUCCUGCAUCCAUUGAAGAUAUUGCCAAACAGAUUGUUCAGGCGAAAGGUCCCUCAGGACCUAAUAGAGAGUAUCUUUUUAAACUUGAAGAGGCCCUUCUUCAAUUUGAAUGCAAAGACAAACAUGUAUCGGAUCUUGCAAACGAAGUGAGGCGGAUCAUUUCAGAGAGGGAGCUCACUGCUUCAUGAGGCCGGGAACAAAUGGGAACGAUGAUUUUUACAGGCCAUCACCCAACAGAGCAAUUGUUCAUGUAUAAUUCUUAUAUAAAGUGUGGUUAGAGUCUUGGAGAAAACAAUAUCUGUGGUUAUGUGUAGCCUUUCGAUUACUUAUGAUGGCACUGUGAUUAUCUGUGGUUAUGUGUAGCCUUUCGAUUACUUAUGAUGGCACUGUGAUAUUCAUAACCAUCAUUCUUGAAUUCUUGUUCAUGUUGAAUUGUUAUGCAUGUAACAAGAGUCAUCCCAUCAGUAUAAAACUAUAAAUGUAUAAUAACAGUUGGCUGAAAAGAGUCACCAUCUCAAUUCCACACUAUGUUGCAGGGGCACAUUGUC
Rosa rugosa (rugosa rose) is the source of this 1035-nucleotide messenger RNA. RefSeq names its product gamma-glutamylcyclotransferase 2-3. The record is from RefSeq and is a predicted model, not a curated record. Gene Ontology annotation, cellular component: cytoplasm. Gene Ontology annotation, biological process: glutathione catabolic process. Gene Ontology annotation, molecular function: gamma-glutamylcyclotransferase activity; glutathione specific gamma-glutamylcyclotransferase activity. Lineage: Eukaryota; Viridiplantae; Streptophyta; Magnoliopsida; Rosales; Rosaceae. Bases 106 to 675 code for a protein of 189 amino acids. The transcript is spliced from 8 exons.